Molecule: messenger RNA, 1245 nt
Organism: Osmia lignaria (orchard mason bee)
Lineage: Eukaryota; Metazoa; Arthropoda; Insecta; Hymenoptera; Megachilidae
Product: histone H3
Cellular component (GO): nucleosome
Molecular function (GO): structural constituent of chromatin; DNA binding; protein heterodimerization activity
Source: RefSeq, a predicted model, not a curated record
AUAAACGAAGCACAUUUUAUUCUCAGCGACAUGGCUCGUACUAAGCAGACCGCUCGUAAAUCUACCGGUGGGAAGGCUCCCCGGAAACAGUUAGCUACCAAAGCUGCUCGUAAAAGUGCGCCUGCAACGGGAGGAGUGAAGAAACCUCAUCGUUAUAGGCCUGGAACUGUAGCACUCAGAGAAAUUCGAAGAUACCAAAAAAGUACGGAACUCUUAAUCCGUAAAUUACCUUUCCAACGUCUCGUACGUGAAAUAGCUCAAGACUUCAAAACCGAUCUUCGUUUCCAAAGUUCUGCUGUGAUGGCUUUGCAAGAAGCCAGCGAAGCUUACCUUGUUGGACUUUUCGAGGAUACCAACUUGUGUGCUAUUCAUGCCAAACGAGUUACAAUCAUGCCAAAGGACAUCCAACUCGCUCGUCGUAUUCGUGGAGAAAGAGCUUAAGUUUUAAGGCGCUCCACCUUUUACACAACAAUCGGCCCUUUUCAGGGCCCCAUUUUUUUUAAAUCGAAGAACACUUUCGUGAUCAUUUUAUUAAAACUUCAAAUAUACUGUACUCAUAUCAUUAGAAACUAUAACUUCCACCUUUGAAAAAGAAUCAUAAAAGGUUCAAAAAGAUAUUUUUACCAUGAAAGUGAAAUCCUGAAUGUAUACUAUAAUACACUCAAUUUGGAAUUUAGUUCGAAGCUGCAGGGAGCCGAGAUUUUCUAAUACAAAGUAGAUCCUAAGUAUUCGGCAGAAUGUCUGAAACGAAUGUUCCGCAGCUACGUUGGUGCUGUUCUUUGUUCGUAGCUGUACAGUUUGCCUUGGAGCAAAAUCCCGAACAUGCCGAUAUUUGUCUGGUCGCUGUAAAAUACCGUGUUCAUUAUAAUAAAUUAAAUCACCAACGGCAACGUCUUCAGAGUAUUAAAUCUAUUCCGUAUUAUAUUCAGUAUUAAAAAUAAAAAGUUAUCCCGAAUUCAUAUGACAACAAUAUACACUAACGCAUAACCAACGCAUCCCCAAAUUUUACAUUUUUAUUUAUUGCACUAGUACACUAAUUAGAAUUUAACGAUUAUAGAUUUUGUGGCAUACAAUUCCUUAAACCUGUAGCGCCGAUUUUGUUCAGGUAUAAAAAAUAAAACUGUUAAAUUAACUUGUACAUGAACUUAUUGUUAGUUACGAAUUCGUAUAUUUUGGGAAGGUGUUGGAUUAUUACUAAUAAUAUAUGCGUCAGCUAGUACACAAAAAUGAAUUGUGUUAUACAGG